Effrenium voratum is the source of this 1557-nucleotide messenger RNA. The record is from the annotation of a GenBank genome assembly. NCBI's taxonomy places the organism in Eukaryota, Dinophyceae, Suessiales, Symbiodiniaceae.
CUUACUCCCUGAGCUGGGGGUUGGCGAGCCCCAGCCAUUGGCUCAUGGCCGCCGAUGCUCGGGAUCUUCACGUCGGCACGGAGAAGAGCGCGGACCUUUUCUCUGUGUCAGCGACAUACUCAUCGGUUCACGACACCGACUCUGGCAACAUCCAGAACUCGGAUGACUCGGACGAGGAUGAGGAGGCGGCGCAGAAUCGGAAAAAGGCCGCCGCAUUCAUGAUGGAGCACUUCCAUGUGCAAAGAACCAGGCAUCACGGAGUGGAGAGGGAGUCGCUCUACGGAGCUGUGAUCCUGAUCCCUCAGAUCAGCCGAAGCUGCGGCUGGCCGCGGGCCUUGGUGUUUGUCACCGUUCGAGUGUAUAUACUCUUCCUCUUGAACUUCCUUCUGCAGUCCUUGCUGCUAUCAGAGAUUGGGCGUGAGCAAAAUGUCUUGGAUCUGUACGCUGGGCAGAUGUGGCUCUGCGACUUCGGGGCACCACUGGACCAGUGCCCAGACGACCCCAGCUGUAUGGGGCCUGGUGGCACGCAGGUGGAUGGGCCUCGGCUUUAUGACUUUCGGUCCUGGAGCACCCGCAUGUUUUUCAAAGACUCCUUGAAAGCGAUUUUCCCGGACAAGGCGUCUGAGAUUGACAGAGAUGUGGAUCCAGGGGAGUAUGGAGCCGAGAGCCGCAUGUGCCGGUGGCUGUGCUGCUUCAUCUUCAUGCUUAGCAUUUCGGAGGAGCUGAUCCUGAUUUGGCGCAUGGCCUGUCUCCUCUACGACGUGCCCACCGAGCGCGCGUCGUGGCUGGAGUUCAACGACCCCGGCACGGACCAGGUGGGGGACAACUGGCUGGAAUACGUCACCAUCUCCGUACAGGGGAUGCCGUUGAGGUGGAAGCUCAUAAAUGCUAUCUUCAUCCUCGGCGCGAAGGGCAUGCUUUGGAAGCUGACUGCAGAGAUUGGCAUCACCUUCCUGAUGGAGACGCAAACCAUUAGCGACUGCAUCGUGAACUCAGUGGCUCUGUCCUUCGUGCUUCACAUGGAUGAGCUCAUUUUGAUGACACUCACCUCUGGCAAGAUCACCGCUGCACUCCAAAAGUGUCAGGAGUACAGCUCACCGGACUCCAGUGCUUCAACAGCCUGGUCCUCGAGAAUAGAAGAGCCCAUCGACAAUUCCUGGCGCGCCAACUUCUGGCUCAUCAUUCCCUGGGAGCUGAUUGCGUCCUUGCUGCUGUGCGGUUGGUUUAUCAGGCAGUACUACACCACCCACUGCAACUGGAGUUGGGAUGGCUGGUGGUACUACUCCAAGUCCAUUACCGAGCCAUCCUCGGCGGAUUAUCCGCUUUGGACCGCCUUCUUCCCCAUGACCUUCCCCCUCACAGGCAUCGGGAAACCCAGUUGGAGUAUGCCAUCCAUGUGGCAUUCCACCUGAAGCCUAGGUGCUUGACCUGGCGCACGAUGCACGGGAUCUUGGUGAGCCGGCGGGUCACGGCGGGUCCAUCCCGGCCGCACGAGAUUGCAGCAAAUCCCCUUGUCAGUGUUGUCUCAGCGCCAGCGCGUCGCUAGCUUGUUUGGGU